Molecule: messenger RNA, 543 nt
Organism: Acanthosepion pharaonis
Lineage: Eukaryota; Metazoa; Mollusca; Cephalopoda; Sepiida; Sepiidae
Source: the annotation of a GenBank genome assembly
AUGCAUGUAUUUGUUAAAUAUAAACUGUCUAUCCACAGUAUCUAUCUAUCUAUCUAUCUAUCUAUCUAUCUAAUGCCAGUGUUUGUCUAUCUAUAUAGAAAUCUAUCUACUUGGAAAUGCAUCUAUCUAUCUAUCUAUCUAUCUAUCUAUCUAUCUAUCUAUCUUCACGUCUCUUCUACACUGACCAAUCGUAGUCGUGUUUUUUGUAUUACUACAAUAGUUCGUCACGUCUUUUAUUCUCCCAGUAACGUCUCUUCUAGACUGACCAAUCGUAGUCGUCCUCUUUCUACUACUACUACAGUAGUUCGUCACGUCUUUUAUUCUCCCAGUCACGUCUCUUCUAGACUGACCAAUCGUAGUCGUCCUUUUUCUUUUACUACAAUAGUUCGUCACGUCUGUUAUUCUCCCAGUCACCUUCUACGUUCCUUCUUUCGGUUUCUAUAUUUCCCUUCCACUCACAAUAAUUCCCUCUCUAUAUUCCAAUACUAUUCGCUAUCUUUCCCCUUCGAGCUUUCUCGCUAUCUAAUGCGAUCCGUUUCAUAG